Salvia miltiorrhiza (redroot sage) is the source of this 1661-nucleotide messenger RNA. Its product is annotated as serine/arginine-rich splicing factor RS40-like. The record is from RefSeq and is a predicted model, not a curated record. The transcript has 6 exons. Gene Ontology annotation, molecular function: RNA binding. Bases 218 to 1468 code for a protein of 416 amino acids. Gene Ontology annotation, cellular component: nuclear speck. Gene Ontology annotation, biological process: mRNA splicing, via spliceosome. NCBI's taxonomy places the organism in Eukaryota, Viridiplantae, Streptophyta, Magnoliopsida, Lamiales, Lamiaceae.
AAGUAAGAGAUAUUUUCCUUUUCCUCGCGUCGAGAGCUCGCAAUCUCAUCUACUAGGGUUUCGAUUUUCUCCAGAGGUGCGGAAUUUCGAGAUUUUAUUGUACAAUAUUCAUCAUUUACGCCGAUCUGUGAGGCUUUUCUGCUGUCGGUUUCGAUCUCGCUAUGUCGUUCUAUAUAUUAUUGAUUUAUUGGUAAUAGGGUAUCACAAUUGAGGUGCAAUGAGACCAAUUUUCUGUGGAAAUUUUGAGUAUGAUGCUCGGCAGUCUGAUCUUGAGAGACUCUUCAGAAGAUAUGGGCAAGUCGAUAGGGUCGAUAUGAAGUCUGGUUUUGCUUUUGUGUACAUGGAGGAUGAAAGAGAUGCGGAGGAUGCAAUUCGUGCACUUGACCGAAUUGAAUUUGGUAGGAAGGGGCGUAGGCUUCGUGUUGAGUGGACCAAGCAAGAACGAAGUAGCCGGCGGCCAGAAAGCUCCAAAAAAUCUUCAUCUAACACGAGACCUUCAAAGACGCUCUUUGUCAUAAACUUUGAUCCGUAUCAUACAAGAACAAGAGAUUUAGAAAGACACUUUGAUCCUUAUGGGAAAAUAUUAAAUAUAAGGGUAAGGAGAAAUUUUGCGUUCAUUCAGUUUGAAUCUCUGGAAGAUGCAACAAAAGCUCUGGAUGCUACUAACAUGAGCAAAUUGUUGGAUCGUGUUAUUACUGUUGAAUUUGCUAUGAAGGAUGACGAUGAUAGGCGAAAUGGGAAUAGCCCUGACCAUGUUCGUGACCGAUCACCUAGAAGGGGCUAUGAUAGGGUGAGAUCCCAAAGUCCGUACAGGAGAGAGAGGGAUAGUCCUGAUUAUGGCCACAAUCGUGGCCGUAGCCCAAGUCCGUAUCGCAGAGAGCGAGCAAGCCCAGACUAUGCUCGUGGGAGUAGCCAGAGCCCCAAUAGGAAGGAAAGGGGAAGCCCCAAUAGGAAGGUAAGGGGGAGCCCUGAUAGGAAGGAAAGGGAGAGCUCGGAUAGGAAGGUGAGGGGGAGCCCCAAUAGGAAGGAAAGGGAGAGCCCGGAUAGAAAGGUGAGGGGGAGCCCCAUUAGGAAGGAAAGGGGGAGCCCCAAUAGGAAGGAAAGGGAUCUUAGACGUGAUCAUGAGCUGAGUCCAAGUCCCAAUAGGAAGGAAAGGGAUCUUAGACGUGAUCAUGAGCUGAGUCCAAGUCCCAGGAAGGAUGGAGAGACUGAUCACAAUCAUAAGCACAGCUCAAGUCCUCAAAGAAAGAGGUCCAACGGUGAUAUUGGCAAUGGCCUCAAUCCAGGAAAGAGUGAAAGUCCCGAGUACGAUCGUGACCCCAGUGUAAGUCCUCAAAGAGAGAAAACUGAGAGGGCAUCUAACCCCAAUCACUUUGCUCGUGAUAGGUCUCCAGCUUACAGUGACGCAGAAAGCCCCCCAGCUGAUGGAUUUGGGAGUCAAUCACCUGUGGCACGGGAAAGAUCUUGAUCGUCGUCUGCAUCUUUGGUUGUUCCAUAGAAGCUAUGUGCUAGAAUGCAGCUCAGCAACUCUUGCCAGUGACAAUUAUUAGCUUAUCUUUGUAUGCACAUUGCUUUGUUAUAUUCGACUUCUGCAUCUGGACUUGACCGAAUGUAACGUUUACUUCUGUUGUCUUCCAUCAAGAUUCUCAAAGUUACUAUCA